This is a messenger RNA of Aspergillus saccharolyticus JOP 1030-1, 1100 nucleotides long. RefSeq lists its product as uncharacterized. NCBI's taxonomy places the organism in Eukaryota, Fungi, Ascomycota, Eurotiomycetes, Eurotiales, Aspergillaceae. The transcript has a single exon. The record is from RefSeq and is a predicted model, not a curated record. Bases 91 to 966 code for a protein of 291 amino acids.
AGCCUCCACCACCUCAAUGGAAGAUUCUCACCACCACUGAAUUAACAACUAACAAACACUACUCAACCUAAGCCCAGUGGCAGCACCAUCAUGCCCACCCCCCGUCUCUUGUAUCUCCUCACCCCACCCGCUCUCCUCACCUUCACCAUCCACCGGGGUCUCCUCCAUCUCGAAACCCAAUACCCCGCGGUACCCCCCGGCCCAGCCAGCCACAGCCCCGCGCUGCUGACCCCCGCCCACCCCGCGACCCAGCGCUGCGCCGCGGUCGACAUCUACCAGGCCCGCGUGCCGGUGGCGGCGCUGCUGCGCACCGCCCGAAAGACACUACAACAAGCAGCAGCAGCAGCAGCAGAUUCCCACCGCGACGGUCCCGAAACCCAAUUCGACGCCUCCCAGCCAUCCCUCCGCAAAGCCUGGGCCGUCGUCUUCCUCACCAGCCCCAUCCUGACCACGGAAGCCAAACUCGUCGGUCUGCUCCGCACGGGCACCUUCCAGCCGGGCGACCGCGGUCUGUCGAUUGAGGGAUUCGGGCAUCCUGCUGCCCCGGACCGCCAACGCAAACGCGAACUCAUCAACGGGGUCUUGACGGUCGAACGCGCCCCCGACUCCUCCUCCUCCUCCUCCUCCCAUGGUCUCCUCGUCUCCUGGACCAUGCCCGACGCACCGCGCGAGUUCUUCGAGUAUCUUGCGGGGCGCUGGCGGUAUCCGUACCGGUUGAUGAGUGGGGGGCGGCAUGAAUGGAGUGUUUCCGAGCCGUACUUGGUGGGGGCUGCGGCCGAGGCAGGAGGAGACGGGCCCCCGGGGGAAGAGUGGGUAGUGGAUGUGCGGUUCGCGUCGGCGCAUGAUUACGAGGUGGUUGCGGCGGAAGGGGAGGACCAGAAGGUUAUCCCGGGGUGGACGGGGCGGUUGCAUCGCGGGUAUGCGCGGUUGUUGCUGCUGAAUGCUGUUCACCAGAUACAAGGAUAACAACUGUUUCACUGGGUGUGAGGUGAGGCUGGGAUGGAUGUAUGUAUGUGUAGAAAGUGGUUUCAGUGAGGUGCAACCCACCACUAUCCGAAUGUAUGUGACAGAGUGCGCCACGAUUAAAGUCAACCUCCCUC